AUGGCGUUGCGCAGAGUAUCACAGUGUCAACGUAGCGCUGAUCGUGUACACGGACACUUUUCCCGUUCAUACACGGCAUUAUAUCGUGCAAAAUUUCGCCAAACUCCGACUCCUGCGGCCUUUGCACGUUCUGAUCCGUUGCUGGUCAGCUUUGGCGUGCCCUUAAACCUACUAAACUCCAAUUCGCUGUUGUUGGACUCGACGCGCUGCGUAUCCCAGCAAAGUACCCAUCAGAAAUAUUCUGAGGAUUCUUACGAGGAUAUGAACCCGGAGAAGGUGGCGAUAGCGACUUCUACCGCGUAUGACAUGCUGCUGCAGCGAUUGUACCAGGUAAAUCGUUUUACUGCCGUAAAGCUCGGACUCGAAAACAUGCAGCAGCUGAAUGCAGCCUUUGGAGAUCCUGCAUCACAGUUAAAAAUUGUACACGUGGCAGGUACGAAUGGAAAAGGAUCGGUGGCAUACAAGAUCGCCAAAGCGCUUGAGCGCUCAGGGUACAAGACUGGGCUAUUUGUUUCUCCGCAUGUUUCUUGUUUUCGCGAACGUAUUCAAAUCAAUGGCCAGCUGAUUUCCGAGAGAGAUGUCUGUGAUGCACUGUCCGAAAUCUUUACUAUCAGCGCCCAACUUCGGAUUCCAGCCACGUUCUUCGAAAUCACUACCAUGCUGGCUUUUAAGCACUUUGCGAAGCAGAAAGUCGAUUUCGUUGUACUAGAGACGGGUCUUGGUGGUCGACUGGAUGCGACUAACAUUGUCACACCAGUGUUGUCGAUCAUCACGUCUAUUGGAUUAGAUCAUACACGUAUACUUGGGAAUACCCGCGAGGCCAUUGCACGUGAAAAGGCAGGGAUUAUAAAACCAAAUGUGCCGGUGAUCGUAGGACCUAAUACCCCCGUUAAUGUGAUGAUGGAGUUUGCAACACGGAAUAAUGCCCCGCUGAAGCAAGUGCCUCGUCAGAUGGAUUUUGACCAUGAUUAUAACUUAGAGAAUACGGCUAUUGCCCGCGAAGCAUGUGUGCAACUUAACACUAUGCAGACCGGUAUUAACGACUCAAACAAGAUGAGCGUUGAUGUGACAAAUGAAAGAGUAAACGUUGCACUUGAGUCGCGACCUCCAUGCCGCUUUCAAGUGUUGCAUAUUAUCCGUCCUAAUUCAACAGAACGCAAGGUCACUGUGGUGCUAGAUGUCGCACACAACCCACCGGCCAUCGAUAAGCUAGUGGAAAUGCUCAAUCAGAAGUUUCCUUGCAAGAAAUUACGGUUCGUGUGCGGGUUUUCGGCCGAUAAGGCAAUUAACAAAGUUCUGGAUAAAAUCUUGGAUGCAUUACGCGAUGAACACCCAAAUAAAAGUGAAGAGGAGCUACAGAAAUACAUUCAUCUGGUCAAAGCGAAUCAUCCACGCGGGGCGUCGUUAAAAGAUAUCAAUAUGGCGCUAUCAAGCGCAGCUGCUGAGGGCAAAGUGACUUACGAAUAUAAAAGUAUUUCUCCAAUCAAGGAAGGUGUGGAGGCUGCACUAAACGCAUCGCGUGCAUCCUCUGAUGAUGAAGUAGUCGUAGUAUGCGGCAGCGUGUUCCUAAUGGCAGAAGCACGUCAGACUCUCGGUCUCAAGGAACCAAUUGACAGCCCAUCUCUUCAAGCUGUUGCAGGCUCACAUAUUUCUGUUAAAUAG
Plasmopara halstedii is the source of this 1662-nucleotide messenger RNA. Its product is annotated as folylpolyglutamate synthase. Gene Ontology annotation, biological process: folic acid-containing compound biosynthetic process. The record is from RefSeq and is a predicted model, not a curated record. The transcript has a single exon. NCBI's taxonomy places the organism in Eukaryota, Oomycota, Peronosporomycetes, Peronosporales, Peronosporaceae. The coding region runs from base 1 to 1662 and encodes 553 amino acids. Gene Ontology annotation, cellular component: cytosol; mitochondrion; cytoplasm. Gene Ontology annotation, molecular function: tetrahydrofolylpolyglutamate synthase activity; dihydrofolate synthase activity; ATP binding.